This is a messenger RNA of Notechis scutatus (mainland tiger snake), 3041 nucleotides long. The record is from RefSeq and is a predicted model, not a curated record. Lineage: Eukaryota; Metazoa; Chordata; Lepidosauria; Squamata; Elapidae.
AUGGUGCAAGUCUUGGAGCUUCUUCAGAACAAUGACAAACUAGUAAAGAAGGGAAAGAAGGAUAAAAAGACGAAAAAAUCGUUCUUCGAGGAACUGGCUGUGGAGGAGAAACACUCCAGCGAGAAUCAUGCGGCAGAGAAAGAAAAGAAGGAGCAGCAACAGCAGCUGCAACAGCAAAAGAAGAGGCGAGAUAAGAAAAAAGAGCAGAAGAAAAAACAGGCAGCAGAAGAGGAGGAUGAGGAGGAGAACCAGUUGAUCGAGAGGUUGAAGAAGCUGUCUGCCCAAGCCAGUGAUGAAGAGGAAGAAGUGCCCAUUCCUGUCGCCAAAGCAGGCAAGAAAAACAAAGGGGGAAAUGUGUUCGCUGCCCUGAACCAGGAACAGAGUGAAGAGGAGGAGGAGGAGGAGGAAGAAGAAGAAAUGUCAAAGCCCAUCAAACUUGACAGGAAUAAGAGCAACAAGGCAGCCUCUGAUGAUGAAGAAACAAAGAAACCAGGGGAAAAGGGCUCUAAAACCAAACAAAAGGAAGAGGAAGAGAAUAAGGAAGAAACAAAGUGGAAAAGCAAGAAGAACGAGAAGAACAAAGGAAAACAACAGAGAGGAGGCUCAGCAUUUGCAACCCUGGCUCAGAGUGAUGAGGAAGAGGCAGAAAAAAACAAGCCCAAGGAAAAAUCUAAGGCUGGAGCCAAACAAGCUGCUCAGUCUGAAGAAACUACCAAAAAAACAAAAGGGAAGAAGAACCAGCCAGCCAAGAAUAUGUUUGCUGCUCUAGAGGCAGAGGAGACAGAUGAGGAAGAGGAGGAUGGAGAGGAGGACUUCACUGAGGAGAAUGAGAAAUCCAAACAGGACAGCCAGCCGCCAUCGGAGGAGGAAGAGGAGAAGAAGGAAGAUGAUCCCUAUGCACAUCUCAGCAAGAAGGAGAAGAAGAAACUCAAGAAACAGCUGGAGUUUGAGCGGCAGGUGGCAACCUUGAAAGCAGCCAAUGCGGCUGAGAACGAUUUCUCGGUGUCCCAGGCGGAAAUGACCUCGAGACAAGCCAUGUUGGAAAAUGCCUCAGAUAUCAAGUUGGAAAAGUUUAGCAUCUCAGCUCACGGAAAAGAACUGUUUAUCAAUGCAGAUUUAUAUGUUGUAGCUGGGCGUCGAUAUGGCUUGGUGGGCCCGAACGGGAAGGGCAAGACCACUUUGCUGAAACAUAUCGCUAACCGGGCCUUGAGCAUCCCUCCCAACAUUGAUGUGCUGCUCUGUGAACAAGAGGUUAUUGCGGAUGAGACUCCGGCAGUCCAAGCUGUGCUCAAGGCUGACACCAAGCGGCUGAAGCUCUUGGAAGAAGAGAAACAUCUGCAGGCACAGCUGGAGAAAGGGAACGAUGCAGCCGCAGAGCGCCUGGAAAAGGUCUAUGAGGAACUGCGAGCUACAGGAGCAGCAGCAGCGGAGGCCAAAGCUCGGAGAAUCCUGGCUGGGUUGGGCUUCAACCCUGAGAUGCAGAAUAGGCAAACCAAGAAAUUCUCAGGAGGUUGGCGCAUGAGAGUUUCCUUGGCCAGAGCCCUGUUCAUGGAGCCCACGUUGUUGAUGCUUGAUGAACCCACCAAUCACUUGGAUCUCAACGCGGUCAUCUGGCUUAAUAACUAUCUCCAGACGUGGAAGAAAACCCUGCUCAUCGUUUCCCACGACCAGGGAUUCUUGGAUGAUGUGUGUACAGAUAUCAUCCAUUUGGACAUGCAGAAACUUUUCUACUACCGGGGAAACUACAUGACUUUCAAGAAGAUGUAUCAGCAGAAACAGAAGGAGCUGCUCAAACAGUAUGAGAAGCAAGAGAAGAAGCUCAAAGACCUGAAGGCCGGGGGGAAAUCAACAAAGCAGGCAGAAAAACAGACCAAGGAGGCCCUGACGCGGAAGCAGCAGAAAUGCCGCAAGAAGAACCCGGAUGAGGAAUCCAACGAGGCCCCCGAGCUCCUGAAACGGCCCAGGGAAUACACCGUGAAAUUCACCUUUCCUGACCCACCGCCUCUUGCCCCACCCAUUCUGGGCCUCCAUGCUGUGGACUUCAGUUACGAAGGGCAGAAGCCCCUUUUCAAGAAUUUGGACUUUGGAAUUGACAUGGAAUCACGAAUCUGUAUCGUGGGCCCCAAUGGGGUGGGGAAAAGUACACUAUUAUUGCUAUUAACCGGGAAGCUUACACCGACCAGAGGAGAAAUGAGGAAAAACCACAGGCUAAAAGUUGGCUUCUUCAACCAGCAGUAUGCCGAUCAGCUGAACAUGCAGGAAACGGCCACUGAAUAUCUUCAGCGCAAUUUCAAUCUGCCUUAUCAAGAUGCCCGUAAAUGUUUGGGGCGGUUUGGUCUCGAGAGCCACGCUCACACCAUCCAGAUUUGCAAGCUGUCUGGGGGACAAAAAGCUCGCGUAGUAUUUGCUGAAUUGGCUUGUAGAGAGCCAGACGUCCUUAUUCUGGAUGAACCUACGAAUAAUCUGGAUAUUGAAUCCAUCGAUGCCUUGGGAGAUGCUAUCAACGACUAUAAAGGAGCGGUGAUCGUUGUCAGCCAUGAUGCUCGGCUUAUCACGGAGACCAACUGCCAUCUGUGGGUGGUGGAGGACCAGACUGUCAAUCAAAUUGACGGCGACUUUGAAGACUACAAGCGUGAAGUGCUGGAAGCCUUGGGUGAAGUCCUAGUCAAUCGACCAAGGGAAUGAGGCCGCGAGAAGCGGAGUCACCGGAACGUGCACAGCCAUUUUUUCCAAUGGAAACUCCGCCCUCUCAAAUAGCAGGGCUUUAUUUAUGUGACACGGAGGGACAGAUCUGAACGUAUGCAAGGAAUUAAAAUCUGUUGAUAGUUUUAACUCUUCUUCCUUUUCCUCUCCCACUCGCAUGGAAAGCGAACUUCUCCAAAGGUGAUGGGUGGGUGUCCCAUCAUGCCUCCCAUCCCCGAGCAGACAUCUUGGAGGACCACUCUCGCUUGACAAAUCUCUCUCCUUUCCUUCCACUAUUUUUGGGAAUAGUUGGAACACAACAUGUAAACUUAAUAAAUUAAACUGUGGCCGGCACUCUU